Messenger RNA from Oryzias latipes (Japanese medaka), 1259 nucleotides. It is a transcript of the gene tpm4b, whose product is annotated as tropomyosin 4b. Lineage: Eukaryota; Metazoa; Chordata; Actinopteri; Beloniformes; Adrianichthyidae. The record is from RefSeq and is a predicted model, not a curated record.
CGAACCGGGUCAGAGAGACGACAGGCGGCGUCCGUCCGCCCCGAUGAUGACAGCUCAGACUCGUCGGGAUUGGAUGACCUCCCCGUAAAUUUCCUGAGUCCUCCCAGCCCUUUUUUUUCCUUCAUUCCGCCCCGCACGUCCCUGAUUUCCUGCCGAAGGGAGACGGACUGGGAAGAAGUUUCCUGGGAAUCUGCGGCACAGCUCGGCUCGGCACAGCACGGCUCCCGGCCAUUGUUCGUGUUUGCUCUGAGGAGAACAAAGAUCCGGGAAUCAUGGAGAUGGUGAAGAAGAAGAUCCAGAGCCUGCAGCUGCAAGUGGAUGAGGCGGAAGACCGGGCGCUGGCGGUGCAGCGGGAGCUGGACUUCGAGAAGGAACUUCGGGAGAAAGCGGAGGGGGAGGUGGCGUCUCUGAACCGCCGCAUCCAGCUGGUGGAGGAAGAGUUGGACCGCGCUCAGGAGAGACUGGCCACGGCCCUGCAGAAGCUGGAGGAGGCUGAGAAGGCUGCUGACGAGAGCGAAAGGGGCAUGAAGGUGAUCGAGAACAGAGCCAUGAAAGACGAGGAGAAGAUGGAGAUCCAGGAAAUGCAGCUCAAAGAGGCCAAACACAUCGCUGAGGAGGCCGACCGUAAAUACGAGGAGGUGGCGCGUAAGCUGGUGAUCCUGGAGACGGAGCUGGAGCGGGCCGAAGAACGGGCAGAAAUAUCAGAGCUGAAGUGCAGCGAACUGGAGGACGAGCUGAAGAACGUGACCAACAACCUGAAGUCUCUGGAGGCUCAGUCGGACAAAUACUCUGACAAAGAAGACAAAUACGAGGAGGAGAUCAAAGUCCUGAAUGACAGACUGAAGGAGGCGGAAACCCGAGCGGAAUUUGCAGAAAGAACCGUGGCGAAGCUGGAAAAGGCCGUAGAUGACUUGGAAGAAUGCCUAUCACACGCAAAGGACGAGAACAUGGAAAUGCAACAAGUCCUGGACCAAACGCUGCAGGAACUCAACUGCUUGUGAAGCACCGAGAGAAGCGAUUGACAGCAAAGAAAAACAAAAAAAAAACGGCUCUCUUUUUGUAAAAGACUUUUUUACUUCUUGAUCAUUUCUCCUUUACCUGGUAAACACAAAUAGCCCCUUUUAUACCCAUUUGUUUCCUUUUGUUUCUCUUCUUUUUGAUGAAAAUGGUUUGGGGUCCGUGCCGUUUCCAUUUCUGUGUUGGAAACGGUUGUAGACCAAACUGAGCACAAAUAAAGCUGCUGAUGAUGUCGGCCUUAA